AUGGCGACGCCAAAUGACCUCCAGGAACUUAUACGUCUCUUCACGGCGCGUAAAAUGUCCAUGAUGGCAGCAAUGGGACAGGUAAAGGCCCUACAAUCAAAGAAUCUGCGAAGUAUAGCACAAAUCGCAGAUGCACCCUUGGCCACAGUCGAGGAAGCGCUCAGUGGCGAUGCCAAGGCAGCAAAGAGUCUUCACACAGCAUGUAAGAACCAUGAGAAGAAAUCAGGAACGAAGCGUGGGGCAGACGAUGGGAUGGCUCCCGCUGAAGUAAAGAAACCAAAACUGGAGACGCAUAGACGUGAUCUGGAUUAUGGCUCCAUGUCUGGGGAUGAUCUCGAGGCUUCCCUCGAAUUGCCAUCGGAGGAGGAUGAAGAUAUUAUUCGAAAGACCACUAUUUUGACAAACAGAGCGCCCUUGUUUUUGGCCUUUGCCGUUGAGCUGUUGAGAUACACUAUGCCUGAACAGCCCCUGAGUAGCCGAUUAAGUCUGGCGCAAGCAGUGGUGAGUGCGAACUCUCGAACAAAAGCCAUCAGCAUAGGUAUCGAAAAGGCACCCCCAGGAGGCGAAGAGAAAGCCCCCGAAGGUCAGCCGAAGAUCACUAUCAUGAAUCGACCGAUUCCAGUUUUGAAGAGAAGCGGCUACACUUGGUCAGGAUCCUCUCAACCAGCAUCAUCCAACGCUUCGUCAGUUACCCUUCAAGGGAGUCAACCAAAUCCAAGAGGCUGGACUGCAAGUCAGAAGUUGACAUCAAGGGGCUCGGUAUUUAUAGCUCAUGCUAUACCUAUAACAUCACCGGCGACGCGUCCGGCAGUUUUCAAAUCAUUAAUGGCUGAGAAACCGGAGCUGGAGACCGCAACUCACAAUGCUUGGGCGAUCCGGACUAGUUUUGGUAGUUCGCCCCUGAAGCAAGAAGCAUCGUUUGACGAUGGUGAGUCUGGUUGUGGAAGCUUCUUGCUGCAGCAACUACGCGAUCUCGAUAUCAGCAAUACGCUGGUUGUGCUUACAAGAUGGUAUGGCGGCAUCAUGCUUGGUCCGGAUCGCUGGCGUCUCAUGAAAGAAUGUCUCAACGACGCCUUGUCGUCUCAAAAGCGUACAUCUAGCUUGAAUGGCGAGCCGGUUUGGGCUCUGAAUCUCGAAGACAAGAGUCCUUCAACAUCGACGGUUGGCAUGCCCAUACAUCGACCAGAAGGUGCACGAAAUUACAUCCUUCGGGCUUUCGCACCAGCGGAUGAGAGCGGAAAGAAGACCGUUACAGCAGCCAACGAGGAGAAGCAAGAGAAUCUGGGCCGUGUGCUGGGUGCACUUCGCUUGUUAUUUUCCAGUUGGGCUGGUAUUCUGAGCCGCGAUGAGUUGGAUAAACGAGCUUGGACGUGGUAUAUGAAUCUUCGACCUGACGUGGAUGCUGGGCCCGCAGGUUGGGGAGCGAAGGGGACGCUGAAUCUGGGAAGAAUAUUAGACCUGAAGAGAAAGGAGACUUCAUGA
Fusarium fujikuroi IMI 58289 is the source of this 1482-nucleotide messenger RNA. Its product is annotated as related to impact protein. The coding region runs from base 1 to 1482 and encodes 493 amino acids. The record is from RefSeq and is a predicted model, not a curated record. The transcript has 2 exons. Lineage: Eukaryota; Fungi; Ascomycota; Sordariomycetes; Hypocreales; Nectriaceae. Gene Ontology annotation, biological process: regulation of translational initiation. Gene Ontology annotation, cellular component: cytoplasm.